This is a messenger RNA of Microbotryum saponariae, 922 nucleotides long. The record is from the annotation of a GenBank genome assembly. NCBI's taxonomy places the organism in Eukaryota, Fungi, Basidiomycota, Microbotryomycetes, Microbotryales, Microbotryaceae.
AUGUUCUCGACCUUGUUUGAAUCGCUCAAGGACUCGUUCACGUUGCACGCCGAGGAGGCCAAGGACGUCGCGGAGGUGGUGUCGUCAUCCGCUGAGGCUGGAGGUGAGGCCGACGAGGACAAGGCUGAAGCGGCUGAGGAGGAGGAGGAGCCCGAGGAUGUGAGUUUGCUUUGCUUUGAGUGACUCGGGUGCGGUGCUGCGAUGGGGUGGAGGGGACAUGGCAUGGCGGAGGUGGUUGAUGACACCACCGGGGCGGGGGGCGGGGGGUGAGAUCGGGUCGGAACGAUUCGCAAGACGUCUGAUUGGGCGCGAUCUAGCCCCACGGGCCGGCCAUGUACUUCACCCGGCAUGCACAGCGCACCUUGAUUGAUCACACUCACAGGAGGGACAUAGCACUGACCAUAACUACCCCGCUCAUCCCGCUACGUAGGAGGCACCGGCAAUCCGAGACGGUGCGUGAAGCCGGCCCACGGCCAUCGCCGCCUCCAUCGGCCUGCUCUUUGUCACCCCAAAUCUGACCCUUCCAUCUCCUCGUUUGCCCCUUUGAGCAGCAUGCGCCGAGAAGCCGUGUGGGACCUACAAGCACCAUUUCGACCACUGCCAGAAGCGAGUGCAGGCUGGCCAGACCAUGAUCGAGGGGGAGAACUGCGUCGAGGAGUUGUGUUAGUGCAGCUCGGGGUUGGAAUGAUCGUUUCGUGAAGGUGAUGACUGAUCAACUCCCUCCCUUGUGUGCUCAAUGCAGUCCACCUGAGUUAGUCCCCUCUACAAGGCCCGACAUUCGCGCGUCCUACGCGACGCCUCCGCGCUUGCGGUCUUUCAGGGACAGGGAUGACCCUAUACUGACGUUAUUUUCUACCUCUCAUCUGAAGUGCACUGCGUCGAGGACUGCGCCGCACCCAAAAUCUUUGCCAAGCUGAAGUAA